AUUUGUGGAGCAAGGCAGGUUAAACACAGACUUUCUAAAGCCUCGAAAUAGGAUAAAGCAACCACACGCAAACUAGCCAAGUUGAACAGAACUGGGCGCUGAGUGCAGCUAGGGAACUUUAUAUGCCUGGAGUACUUGAAGGCUUGUGAUUGGAGAGUGAGUGUUCGCGCGGCUGUGCCGGUUGGACCCUGUCGUCGCUGUAGAUGAAAGCGGAAUCGUCGCACGGAAACCGACUCUGUUGUUAGGAGACAUGGAGGAGAGAGAAAAAAUGGUUACCGAAGCCAUUCUCUCAAGUAUUGGUGAGGAUGGGAUGGCUUCAGAACAGGCUGUUAGUGUAGAAGUAAGUUCCCCAAGGUCGGUUACGAAUAACAGUUGGAGACCCAUAUCAGCAGGUGUUAACAACGAGAUGAAAACGGAUGUAGAUGAAGCUGACAAAAAAAUGCCUUCCCAGAGGACACGUGCCUGCAGUGCGGAAAGUAAGGUGCCUCACAUAAGAAUGCAGGACGAAGCUGCUAUUCAGCAGAUCUAUAUGUUCGGGAAGAAACUGGGACAAGGCAAUUUUGGCAUAGUGUUUGAGGCAACUAAAAUUGAAACUGGCAAGAAGUGGGCAAUCAAGAAAGUGAACAGAGAAAAGGCUGGGAGGUCUGCUGUCAAGUUGUUAGAAAGGGAGGUGGGCAUCCUGAAACAAGUGAACCAUGAACAUAUAAUUCAUCUGGAAGAAGUAUAUGAAACUCCAAAGCGAAUGUACUUGGUGACGGAGUUGUGCGAGGGUGGCGAACUAAAAGAAAUCCUUCAAAAAAAGAAAUACUUCACAGAAAAUGAGACCAGGCAUAUUAUUAGGAGUCUGGCUGCCGCAAUAGCAUACCUGCAUAAAAAAGAUAUAGUACAUCGGGACUUAAAAUUGGAGAAUAUUUUAGUAAAGCAGAUAGAAUAUAUAGAAAGGGAAUUAAAGCUUGAUAUAAAGGUAACUGACUUUGGCUUGGCAGCUCAGAAGGGUGGUGUUGGUAGUGAAAACAUGCUGCAGUCAACCUGUGGGACUCCCAUCUACAUGGCUCCUGAAGUUAUCAAUGCCCAUGACUACAGUCAGCAAUGUGACAUCUGGAGUAUUGGAGUCAUUAUGUACAUGCUGUAA
This is a messenger RNA of Protopterus annectens (West African lungfish), 1132 nucleotides long. RefSeq names its product serine/threonine kinase 33 (gene STK33). The record is from RefSeq and is a predicted model, not a curated record. The transcript has 8 exons. Bases 251 to 1132 code for a protein of 293 amino acids. Gene Ontology annotation, biological process: mitotic DNA damage checkpoint signaling; protein phosphorylation. Gene Ontology annotation, cellular component: cytoplasm; nucleus. Gene Ontology annotation, molecular function: protein serine/threonine kinase activity; ATP binding. NCBI's taxonomy places the organism in Eukaryota, Metazoa, Chordata, Ceratodontiformes, Protopteridae.